Populus trichocarpa (black cottonwood) is the source of this 2173-nucleotide messenger RNA. RefSeq names its product protein RETICULATA-RELATED 1, chloroplastic. NCBI's taxonomy places the organism in Eukaryota, Viridiplantae, Streptophyta, Magnoliopsida, Malpighiales, Salicaceae. Gene Ontology annotation, biological process: plant organ development. The transcript is spliced from 8 exons. Gene Ontology annotation, cellular component: chloroplast inner membrane. The record is from RefSeq and is a predicted model, not a curated record. Bases 229 to 1824 code for a protein of 531 amino acids.
CCAUCCCAUCCAUCCAUCCAUCAAAAACCCCACCCAUCCUUCCUCCUCUCUCCCUCUUUUCUUCUCUCUCUAAAACCACCUAGUUUCUAGAGAGAGAAACACACGCCCCCUCCUCUGGUUUCCUUUGUCUUAGUCUACAAAGAAAUGAGACAGAACCCUUCUUCCUCCUCGUACUAAAUAAACAAAACCCUAAAAAAGUUGUCUUUUGUCCUCCAAAGAAGCUUAAAGAUGUCUCACUUUGUGUUCCAAACAACACAAAUCCCUACCACAACCACCAAGACCACCUUAACUUUAAAACCCACCUCUCCGAUUCCUCAAUUGUGUCACCUGCGCGGUACUAGGAAGAGGGUUAAUCAUAAUCACACCAUUAAGUGCUCUUCUUCUUCCUCCUCCUCUUCUUGUCCGACAAUUGAUGGUGGCGGAGAUUCUGUAGCCGGGUUGGAGCGCUGCUUUUUAGCCCCGUCUGCCCCCGUCUUGAAUUCCUCUCCAAAGGGUGACUUCGGUCCGGUUAUGAAAGGAAAAUUCGGUUCUUUAGGUGCCGUUACUUUGGAAAAAAGCAAACUUGAUUUGACCCAGAAGCAAUCCCAGUCUACCCCUGAGGUAGCACUUGGGGGAGGUGGCGGAGAUAUUGGAAAGCAUAUCAAUCAUGGAGGUGGUGAUGGAGGUGAUGAUGACGGUGAUGAUGAUGAUUACUUUGAUGACUUUGAUGAUGGUGAUGAGGGUGACGAGGGGGGACUAUUUAGGAGAAGGAUGUUUCUUGAAGAGCUUUUCGACCGAAAAUUUGUUGAUGCAGUGUUGAAUGAGUGGCAUAAAACUGUGAUGGAUUUACCUGCUGGGUUCCGACAAGCUUAUGAAAUGGGUUUGGUCAGCUCAGCACAAAUGGUAAAAUUCCUAGCAAUAAAUGCCAGACCAACAAGUACUAGGUUUAUAUCCAGAGCACUUCCUGAAGCAGUCUCUCGGGCAUUUAUUGGCAGGAUGCUUGCAGACCCUGCCUUUUUAUAUAGGCUACUUUUGGAGCAGGCUGCUACAAUUGGUUGCUCUGUUUGGUGGGAGUUGAAAAAUCGCAAGGAUAGGAUAAAACAAGAAUGGGAUUUGGCUCUUAUAAAUGUGCUAACCAUAACAGCAUGCAAUGCCUUUGUUGUUUGGACGCUCGCUCCUUGUCGUUCUUAUGGAAACACAUUCCAGUUUGAUUUGCAAAAUACAUUGCAGAAGCUCCCAAACAAUAUCUUUGAAAUGAGUUACCCUCUUAGAGAGUUUGACUUGCAAAAGAGAGUCCAUUCAUUCUUCUAUAAGGCUGCGGAGUUAUGUUUGGUUGGAUUAACUGCUGGGGCAAUCCAAGGUUCAUUGACAAAUACUUUGGCCAGAAAAAAGGACAGGUUAUCCGUGACAGUCCCACCUGUGAGUACCUAUGCUCUUGGUUAUGGUGCUUUUCUUGGACUUUAUGCAAACCUGAGAUACCAGCUAUUAUGUGGAUUUGAUAGAGCAGUGGUCAAUCAUUUUGAUGUCAUUGGAGUUGCAUUGUUUUUCAGCACAGCUUUGAGGAUUUUAAAUACCCAAGUAGGAGAGACAUCAAGACUAGCUUGGCUAGGGGUAGAGGCAGAUCCCUUGGUUCAGUCAGAUGACCUUUUGAAGGCUUACAACAGGUCUCCUUCUGCAGACGCUGACUCGUCAUCUUCAAAAUGGUUUAUCUCUAAGAAAACCCUAGUUUCUGGGCUUGGACUCCUCGGCAUAAAACAAGGCAAUACUGAUUCCAUUAAUGGGGAAUCACCAGCACCAAAGGUCCGUAGAAAGAGGGUUGUUCGGAAGAAGGUGUCUGCAAGCUAAGUGUAAUCUAGUUUGAUUUAACUAUUGUUGCGUCCAAUCCUGCUCCCUGCUCCCUGCUCCCUGCUCCCAUCAGAUGACAGGAACUUGGGCAUGGUCUUGGACGUUAAAAAGUAGGCCAAUAGAAGUUUCACCUUUAUCCCUGAGAGAGAGAAAGGGGGGAGGGGUGUUCAAAUGGCACCAACAUAAGAACGUUCGCCUAGAGAAUUUUAUAGGGGGGAGGAUGUGUUUAGAUUUUUCUUCUCAUUGUUUUGUUUUUGACGUUACAGCAUUCCAAGUUGUAGGCCUGCACUCAUAAUUUCCAUGAACUGGGAGUUUAAUUUCGUGCCCUUUUGUCUUGGCAGUUGUUAAA